CCGCCUCUCUUAGAGCGGCAGUGCGGCGCAGGCCCGGCUCUUCGGCUUUCCCGGACCUUUUUCCUUGUCUUUUUCCCCUUCUUCCCAGCAUUCCCGUUUCCGCUUUCUCACGGCUCUUCUGUUUUUCCACCUCUGAGGCGCUUCGCGCCCAGGGGUUCAGUGACGUCAUCUUUCUGCGCUGCGCGGACACCCGCCGGUGAAGGAAGGAACGGCUCUGCCGCCCUUCGCUUCUUUUGUUGGGCUGCUCUUUCGGAGUCAUGGCGCCGUCGCUAUGGAAGGGGCUGGUGGGCAUCGGCCUCUUUGCCCUAGCCCACGCGGCCUUUUCCGCUGCGCAGCAUCGUUCUUAUAUGCGAUUAACAGAAAAGGAAGAUGAAUCACUGCCAAUAGAUAUAGUUCUUCAGACACUUCUGGCCUUUGCAGUUACCUGUUACGGUAUAGUUCAUAUUGCAGGGGAGUUUAAAGACAUGGAUGCCACUUCAGAACUAAAAAAUAAGACAUUUGACACACUAAGGAAUCACCCAUCAUUUUAUGUAUUUAAUCAUCGUGGUCGAGUACUGUUCCGGCCUUCGGAUACAACAAAUUCUUCAAACCAAGAUGCAUUGUCCUCUAACACAUCAUUGAAGUUACGAAAACUUGAAUCACUGCGUCGUUAAGAUUUUUACAAAUUAUAAUAACAGGACAGGACACAGAGCUGGAAUAUUGGAGUUUGGGGUACAAAACACUCCCCCAUCAGUAUUUAUAUUGAUCGCUCAGACCUAGUUAAAAAAGUCUACGGCCCUUAUUUGUACACUGUUAAUCAAGGCAUUAUUGCAGUAUAAGUUAUCUGUGAAGUGAGUCUUUGAUCUUUCAUAGAAUUCUUUUUUCAUUUAAAACAAAUCCACAUUUUUUGUAAAAGUCACUGUUUUGAGCACAUUUCUUUGAAAAAUGUUGAUGGUUUUGUAAUUAUUUAUUUUCUUAGAUUUCUUUUGCACUACAGUUUUUAGGAUCCUUUUGGAAAUGGUGUGACUACUGCAUUUUGCAGCAUGAAUGAUAGUAAAUGGUCUUAAGUUCGUAACAACAAAUGGACUUCUCUAAAGAGACCAAAAUGGUGACUUAUGAGUUUUUCUUAUGGCCCCUAAAAAGUGGCUCUGCUUCAGCAGAUACUUGCCAGUUUUUAAUUUAUCCGUGACUUCUCACCCUACCCCGCUCCCAUAUACCUCCUAACAUCAGCUGUCUUGUUUCAUCACUUCUCUGGGGUUCAAUGUGCAGUGAGCAAUUUUUGUGUCAGAAAUCCCCUGUCAUAACAAAUAGAUUUAACAAACUCAACUUACGUAAAGCUACCUGUGUUCUCUUCAUUUAUCUGUAAAAAGAUGUCCCUAAUUGAUUAUGUAGUGUAAGAAUAGUUGAAGAUAGACCAAAAAGACCAUCCGUGAAUUAAACAUCCUGCCUAUGUAGAGGAACAGUAAUCACUGAAGAAAACUGAUUAGUUGUUACUAGCCAGUUUAACUUAUUCAAAGCCUCUGUUAUUUUAUUGCAUACUAAACUAGUGAAUUAGUAAGGAUAAAGGAUAAAGGUAGAUUUCAACGGAAUUGGGCCAAAUAGGUUCUAAAUAUUUGGAACUAAUAUCUUUUAAUUUAAAAAUUAAGGUCAUAGCUUCCAUUUUGUAGCAAACUUAGAGUUUUCUGUCUUCAUUGUAUGUUGCUGAAGGUAAGGAUGAGGGUACAGACUAGAAUUUUUUUAGAAAUAGCAAUCUUAGGGAAAUUUGGCUAGCUGUUUGAUCUGCUGGAAGCUUAACAUUUCUUGGUAGAGAAGGUUGCUUUUGUUGAAUUGUAUGGGUGUAAAGGGAAUUUAAAUUUAAAAAGGAAAUGUGCUUUAGGCAAGAAUCAUAAGAUGCCCUUAUCCUUGAUGGCUUUUUUUCUGCUAGUAGUGAACCUCAGCUCUUCUGCCUGGUAACACACAGCCCAAAGUACAAGAUUAUUUUGUCAUUGGGUUUUUAAUCAUUGUUUAGUUUUGUUUUGCUAACCCAAUCUAUCUGUGGAACACUGACUCUGCUCUCUAAGGAGAACAAAGUUAGAAAUCUAAAAUAAUUUAGAAAUGAGUUUAAAAUGUGAAGUUGGGAGUUAAAGUGGUCGUAUAACUCAAAGUCGUGUACGAGAAACAAGCUCUUUCCAUCAUACCUGUCUACCGUUUCCUCAGGUAUGGAUUGAUUUGCAAGAGCCUCUUGUUUUCUUCUCUUUUGAGGCCUGUCUUCCUUUCCUAGUAUGUUUUUAUAAUAAAUUUAUUAAGAUAUAAAUCACAUACCUUACUAUUCACCUAUCUAAAGGGUACAAUUCAGUAGUUUUAUAAUAUAUUCACAAAGUCGUGCAACCAUGAUCACAGUCAAUUUGAGAAUGUUUUUGUCACCCCAGAAAGAAACCCUGUAUCCUUUAGUAGUUACCUGUCCUUUCCUCCCAAUAUCUCCCAACCCUGAGCAACCAAUCUCUCUGUCUGUAUAGGUUUGUCUCUUCUGGUCAUUUAAUAUGAUUGGAUUCCCAUAGUAUCUGAUCUUUGGUGGCUGGCUUCCCAAAUAUUGUUCAGUUCUAUGUAGAAUGAGAACUUCUCAUGUUAAAAACUAUGAAUUCUCUGAAAGGAGAUGGUUGGUACGAAUCAGUAGAUGUAAGGAGGGAAGUCAGAUUCCUAACAUGUUUCUCAGUCAAUCGGAUGCUGAAUAGGUUUUUUUCUCAGAACCAAGCAUUCAUGAUAUAUUAAUAUGAUUGUCUAGUCUCUAGAAUGUAUAUUGAAAUCUUUGCCUGCUCAGGAAAGUCUUGCUAAAAAUGAGGCCAAAUAAUAUGGCAAGUAAUUGACAUAGCGGACUUCAGUCAUGUCUAAUUUUGCUAGGAGCUUGUUUACCUCUGGUCAGGUGAGCUUCCCAAAUUUUUAAUUUCCUCCAGUGAAUUUAUGCUAUCUUUUAAAAGUAUGUACCAUAGGAUUGGGGUGAUUUGGAUGCAUCAUAACAGUGCUAAAUGGAUUAAGUUCAGAAGUUUUUUGUAAUGAUUUGAGGCAGUACUAAGGUAGCCAAAAAUAUAGUGAUGUGAGCAAAUUAAGCUUGCAGCUGACUAUGAUUUCAGUGACAUUCAGAAGUGUGUACUGUUGAAGGCUCUCUAGAAUAUAGGAAGGCUCACUUAAUCAGGGAAGCAGCUGAAUGCUAUGGCCUAGUGGCCCAGCUGCAGAAAAUGCAGGUUGGCGAAUUGGAGGCUGUGAAGCUCUGUAACUCCCUAAUGAUUGUUUCCUAAGCAUUGUGGCUUAUUUUGAGUGGCAUGACAGCAUCCCCCGGUUGUAUGUGGCCUGUUUCCAUGAUGUAUUGAGUAAUGUUGUUUGUUGUGAGCAUCAAUGCCUGUAACACCAAGCUAAACACAUUCUUUUGGAUAUGUUUCCUCUCUUUAAAUGAUCUUGCCCUGUCCAAUAAAUAAAUGAUUGUCUCA
Messenger RNA from Cervus elaphus (red deer), 3440 nucleotides. RefSeq names its product membrane magnesium transporter 1 (gene MMGT1). NCBI's taxonomy places the organism in Eukaryota, Metazoa, Chordata, Mammalia, Artiodactyla, Cervidae. The record is from RefSeq and is a predicted model, not a curated record. The transcript has 4 exons. The coding region runs from base 258 to 653 and encodes 131 amino acids. Gene Ontology annotation, cellular component: EMC complex; early endosome; Golgi apparatus.